AUGAAUUGGACAGUCCCUAUCAUCGUCUUCCUAACCACUAAUCUCUGGGGCCUCUUUGGGGGCAUCCCCUAUACAACAGUCCAGCCAUCCCGUUCUCUUCUAGAUCGCACCAUUGGCUCUUUCCAAGUCGCUAGUACUGUGUUCACUCUGGGCCAGACAAAGGAACACUUGAUGAACCAGACAGCGGGAGACAGAAUCCAAAACGAACACAACGUGCGUCUCACAAUACCAACCUCAAAACUUCACCCGGAUCCUAUGUUCAUCAAUGCGCUGAAAACUAUCUCGUCAGUACAGACCUCGAUUCCAGAAAAAGCUCCCAACGAUACUGUUCCUCCUCACAGCUCAACAAAUGAAACCGACUUGAUUGCAUUUGCGCUCAUCUUCUUCGGCAUUGUCGUCUUACAAACUAUAGCCAUAACAGAAAUUACCCGACCCCAGCAAGACCUCCAACUCGAAAUAAGUCAGAACAUCUUCGAAGUUCGACAGGACUUCCACAACUUCCUAACUUCUACAUUUCCAAAUAUAUUUCAAGCCGUCCUAGGAGUCCCCCUAGAAGUCCAACAAGGCGCCCGGGAAGAACUCCAAUAUAUACACCGAAGCAUCCAAAACCUCGAAGCUCUACCCCAAGAUUGCGUCCAGCUCUCCAUUGACAUCCGCGAAGCCAUGCAAGCGCAAUUCACCGAAAUGUACGGAACGCUGGAAAAAGGCCUCCAGAGAGGAUUCGAUGACCUGAAAAAACUCCAGGCUGUGUCCAGAGACACCUGCGCACAGGAAAGAGCCCCUCCUCUGUCACGCGCGAACACCCCUGAAGCGGGCGACCAGGAUGUAUUCUGGAGGGAGACCUGGACAGAGAUCAAAGAUGAUUUCAAACAGACUGUAGAGGGAUUUAAUAGGAACUUGUUCAUGCUGAAUGUGGUUAUUGAUGCUUUCCAUGAUCAGUUCCAGAGACUUCCGACCAUGAUGGCUGAUGAGCUCACAAGGGCUUUCAAGGUGGAGAUCAAGAAGUAUGAGAUUGAUAUCAAGAUUGAUAAUGCGGAUACGGGGGCGGCUACUGGUGUUGAUCAAUUGGCUUCGCUGUCAUCGACACGGACGAACGGGACUGAGAUGGAUCUUCAAGAGCAUCCAGUGGUUUCAGGUCAAGCUGAGACCAGGCAGGAGAAACAGGAAAGUCCUGAGCUGUCGAACCCUAGAUCACAGGGUUCUCCGUCAGAGGACCCGGAGUUUGAGCACUCGGAAUUCGCAACGUUGACUGCAGUGGUGGAGUAG
Messenger RNA from Penicillium longicatenatum, 1266 nucleotides. RefSeq lists its product as uncharacterized. The record is from RefSeq and is a predicted model, not a curated record. The transcript has a single exon. Bases 1 to 1266 code for a protein of 421 amino acids. NCBI's taxonomy places the organism in Eukaryota, Fungi, Ascomycota, Eurotiomycetes, Eurotiales, Aspergillaceae.